AUUGUUAUAUAACACGCCAAAACUAGAAGCUAAUAAACACCAAAGAAAAGUGUCCAAAAUCUAAAAAGAUUAUAAUUAAGAGAUGGAGAAAAAUAGCAACAACCAACAAAGUGAAAAUGAGAAGAAGCAAUCGGAAGAAGCAAAAAAGUUGGAGGGUUUGCCAAUUGAGACAAGUCCUUAUGUGCAAUACAAAGACUUGGAAGACUACAAGCAACAAGGCUAUGGUACCCAGGGCCACAUGGAACCCAAGCCCGGUCGAGGCGCCGGAGGCACCGAUGCGCCCACCCCUUCAGGUGGUGUGUCCGAUGGAUCCGCCACUGAUGUCAUCAACCGCCUAGGUGUUCCGUAAAGUGGACAAGUUAUUUUUAAAGUGUAGAUCCAUAUAUAUUUAUGGUGCUUGUGCAAUACCACAGUUGGACGUGGUGCUAACAAUAUAAAUAAUUCAUCUUAUCACGGGUUUUUGAAGAAAAAAAAAAAUGUACGAUCUAGUACGUCUUAAAAUCUUGUAAUACUUCGUUUACAUUUGUUGUUUUUGUUCUGCGUUGAAAUGAGAAAAAAAGUUACACGUUUGGAUGUUCUACAUACAAUGUAAUAAUGUUAUGGCUUCUUAGAUAUUCUGAAUGAACUCAAGGCGGGUAUGUAUGUCUCUUUUGUUUUCUCCUAUCAAUCGGAUUUUGUUCUUCUCAA
Beta vulgaris subsp. vulgaris (sugar beet) is the source of this 687-nucleotide messenger RNA. RefSeq lists its product as hypothetical. The coding region runs from base 83 to 349 and encodes 88 amino acids. The transcript has a single exon. The record is from RefSeq and is a predicted model, not a curated record. Lineage: Eukaryota; Viridiplantae; Streptophyta; Magnoliopsida; Caryophyllales; Amaranthaceae.